UUGACCUGGCUGCAACUGCUUGAAGUAGAGAGUGUGUUUUCGUAGUUCAGCUUUAAUUUGACUUCAAAUGGAUGAACCCACAUCAAGAACAAUGAGUUCCUCAGAGAGUCUGAGAGAGUUUAUCACAGAGAGACUAACUGCUGCUGCUGAAGACAUUUUUGUAGUUUUUAAAAGAACUAUCGUCGAGUACGAGGAGGAGAUCGACCGUCAGCGCAGACUGCUGGAUGUCGUUCGGAAACCUCACGUCCAGCUACAAAAACUAGAUGUGCCACAGCAACAUGCCUGUAAGGAGGACCAGGAAAGGAAGUCCAGCCUGGACCAAGAGGAUCCAGAGCCUCCAUCAAUUCAAAAGAAACAGGAGGCAGAUACAUUGCCAUCGACUGGAAGUGAGCACUCAACAGAGCAACCAGCAGCUACAGGUGGAGAAACAUCUGUAAAUGAGGAGGAGAAAGGGACUGAUCCUCAGUGCAGAUGGUCGGAUGUCGUCAGGGACGCUCAAACCUCCACAAACAAAAUAGGUGAGGAGACGGACACAUCCAUAUUGACCAGCCAGAGCGAAGAAGCGCUCCAGAAUCAACAGCAGCUCCUUCCUAAUAACACUGAAAACAAAGACUCAGUGUCCAAAAAAAAGAAAAAAGCCAAGAAAAGAAAACGUCAGAAAAUGAAGACAUCCGAAAAUGACUGUAAUCAGCAAGAAGGUGAAAUAGCAAUGACACAUGUGUGCGAGAUUUGUGAGUUAACAUUUGACUCCAGGGCGCAGCUGACCAAUCACACAAAAACCCACAAAGCUGAGAAGCUUUAUCCAUGUGAGACAUGUGGGAAAACCUUCUCCUCUAGCUUUUUAUUCAAGUGCCACAUGAGAAGACACACAGGUGAGAGGCCGCACUCCUGCAGCACCUGUGGAAAAGGAUUCCUCAACAUGUCGAGCUUAGUGGCCCAUAAUAGAAUCCACACAGGUGAGAAGCCGUUUACCUGUGUGACAUGUGGCGUCUCUUUCAGAAUAAAAUCCAAACUGAACAUCCACAUGAGAUCACACACAGGUGAGCGGCCGUACUCCUGCAGCACCUGCGGAAGCACUUUCAGUAAGAUGUCAAACUUAAAUGUUCAUAAUAGAAUUCACACAGGUGAGAAGCCGUUUACCUGUGAAACAUGUGGCAUGGCUUUCAGAAUUAGAGCUCGGUUGAAAGUCCACAUGAAAACACACACAGCUGAGAAGCCGUACUCCUGCAGCAUCUGUGGGAUGUUAUUCACCCAGCAACAACAUUUAGAUGAUCACGCAAUAAUUCACACAGGUUAAAGAAACAUAUCGCAGGUCUGUUAGUUAUCGUUCUAUCUGGAUUGUUGAAAUGAGAAGAGCUCACAGGGGAGAGCUGGACUAGAAUGUUCUGAGACUCCUCUACUCUUCAACAGUACAUGAAAUCACAUGCAGACAAGUAUCUGUAAGUUUGCAGAUGAUUUGGAGGUGAUUUUGCUCGUGACAGAUCCAUUGUAUUAGUUUAACAGAAAACAGUUUCCCAUUAAUAAAGUUCACAUUGUCUUAGUUUAAACAUGCGUUUUCUUUACAAGAGUGCCAGCAGGAUGAUCUUUAUUUAUGACUCUGCUCCUGAUGAUAGCAGAGGCUUUAUGUUUCUGAGUCUUUAAUUUCUGAGCCAUUGUUGUGAACACGUUAGCUCAGGAACUGUUAUUAAACUUUGCACGUAUGUCCAGCGGGUGAUUACAUUUUCUUUUGUGCACAUUUGAACUUAAAGUGUUUCUGUGUUUGCUUAAUAAAAUCUUGA
Messenger RNA from Cheilinus undulatus (humphead wrasse), 1778 nucleotides. Its product is annotated as zinc finger protein 664-like. NCBI's taxonomy places the organism in Eukaryota, Metazoa, Chordata, Actinopteri, Labriformes, Labridae. The record is from RefSeq and is a predicted model, not a curated record. The coding region runs from base 68 to 1297 and encodes 409 amino acids. The transcript is spliced from 2 exons. Gene Ontology annotation, cellular component: nucleus.